CUUCGUAUCACUGUCAGAAUAUUAUUCUUCUUGCAGAAGUAAUAGGUGGUGGCUUGAUGCUACUUCUUCAGGACUGCAUCAGCCGGUAGUCUGCUCCGCCGUAUUGAUUAACUACGGGGAGCGGAAGCUAGAGACAUGCGGAGAUACAUCGAUCUCUCUCCAGUACACAUACGGAGGCAGCACCGCAAUGCCACGAUGAUGCAUUCUUAGGAAUAGGCACGAAGUGAUAUCUAUGCCCCAGUUGCCAAUCGUCGAUCUCCUAAGUACCUUUCGACAUUCUAUCACCCGCCGACUAACCCGCGGUCCACCACCACCACGACUAUCUACGUUACAACAAUAACUGACACCCUGCAAACCUAUACCCUCCUUAUUCCCAUUGCAUCCCAUUAAACUCUUUCAACUGAACACUGCAUACCAAACGGCAUCAUGUCAACGUCCUCUACCGCCCGCCACUCCAUCAUCUCGAACAGCGGCAGCGGUUCCAACAUCGCAGGCGCCAACGAGAAGCCAUAUCAACACCAUCCCUCGCAAUCAGUAUUGACAAUCCACCAGGCCAGUUCGCCAGGCCUGCGUGUGCCAUCGAACCGCAAGACCAUCUACGAUAGACAUCUGAAUCGGAGUCGAAAUGCGGAUCUGAGCCGCGCGAGCUUUGCGUAUCUCUUUGCGGAGAUGGUUACGUAUGCGCAGAGACGGGUUACGGGAAUUCAGGACCUGGAGAGAAGAUUAAACGAACAAGGCUACCCACUCGGCCUCCGCUUGCUUGAUCUCCUCUUCUACCGCUCCGCAUCGACGUCGACAUCCUCCUCCCUAACCGCCUCCUCGACGUCUUCGUCACCUCCCAACCGACCCCUCCGCAUUCUGCCCCUCCUACAUCUUAUCCACGGGCCUCUCUGGCGUCUCCUUUUCCAGCGCCCAGCAGAUGCGCUCGAACACUCCGUCUCUCCGCAGACUCCAAACGAGUACAUGAUCACAGACAACGACCCGUUGGUGAACACGUAUAUUAGCGUGCCCAAGGAAAUGAGCAUGUUGAACUGUGCGGCUUUCGUGGCUGGUAUCAUUGAAGGUGUUUGUGACGGGUGUGGUUUCGAAGCAAAGGUCUCGGCGCAUAAUCAGGGUACGGAGAUGUGGCCAUCCCGGACAGUUUUCCUGGUUAGGUUCGGGGAUAGUGUAAUGGAGAGGGAGAAGAUGCUGGAGAGGGCGGGUGUGAAAUAAUCGAGUCCAAAGGAGAUAAGUCAUUUGAAACCUAAGGGACAUGGAAAAGGAGGGAGACGCUUGAUUCCGCAAAAGAGCAAGCAUCAUGAGCAGCUUCGGCGUUACUGAGGGGUUAUUUCUUCGCGGGGCUCUUUUUCUAGACAUUUUGAUUCGAGAUUAUGAUUACGGCGAGGCGUUGCACAGAGAAAGCCAUCGAAGAGACUCUUUACGUUUUAAUCUUCAAGUUAAUAGAUUCAUGUCAAGAUAUCGACCAAUAUACGUUCCGAUUGAGAACCGGAUAGAAA
This is a messenger RNA of Paecilomyces variotii, 1496 nucleotides long. RefSeq names its product BET3 family protein. NCBI's taxonomy places the organism in Eukaryota, Fungi, Ascomycota, Eurotiomycetes, Eurotiales, Thermoascaceae. Gene Ontology annotation, cellular component: TRAPPIII protein complex; TRAPPII protein complex; TRAPPI protein complex. Gene Ontology annotation, biological process: endoplasmic reticulum to Golgi vesicle-mediated transport. The coding region runs from base 427 to 1212 and encodes 261 amino acids. The transcript has 2 exons. The record is from RefSeq and is a predicted model, not a curated record.